Cyclocybe aegerita is the source of this 333-nucleotide messenger RNA. The record is from the annotation of a GenBank genome assembly. Lineage: Eukaryota; Fungi; Basidiomycota; Agaricomycetes; Agaricales; Hemipholiotaceae.
AUGAACGCCAAUGGCGACCGUGUCCUUACACCCCUCAACGCCUCCUUGACCUCUCCUUCCAACCCACCAGCACCCGCAGUCUGCAAAAGGGCGCUCUUCCCUUUCGAAUUCACGCUUGCGCUGGUCUUUGCGCUGCUCGCUGGAUUUCGAAGUUCGAACCCUUUCUACGGCCUUCAACAACCUUGUCUCCACGUUUUCUUGAUGUCUUCGGAUUCCGAGGCAACGGCCGCAACUGGUGUUGAAAGAACAUCUUUGCUCGGGUUGGGGCUUGGUGUUGUGGAUCUCUGGACGUCGGAGGCGGUGCUGGCGGUGCUGAUGGAUCCGAUGUGGUAG